GGCAUUCACAGAGUGAAAGAUCAAACAUAAAACUCGAAAUCUCUCUUGAUAUUUCGAUUCCCAUUUUCCCACUGAUGAUUUCUUCUACAAUUGAUAAUGCUAGUAAACGUGUGCAUAAAAUUUUCCCAAUUGUUAAUCCAUUAAUAUGACUUCUUCUUUUCUGCACACAACAUGUUCGAUGGAAUGCCUCAGUGAAACCUUUCACGUCUUGAACUCCAAGCUUAGGCGCUACUAUGCAGACAAACAAUACAGGGAAACUCUACAUCUAUUCUCUCAUUUGUUUUCCAUUAAAAAAUCUGAUAUUUCAACUAUACCCAUUACAUUAAAAGCAUGUACAAAGCUAUAUGAGCUCAAAUUUGGGAGAAUUAUCCAUGGUUUUAUGAUUAAAAAUGGAAGUUCAAGGUUGAACUUUGGUGAAUCUGCAUUAGUUGAGUUGUACUCAAAAUUUGGUUCUAUGGAUGAUGCUAUGCAGGUCUAUAAAGAUUGCUGUAAACCAGAUGUUUUUCUUUGGACUGCUAUGAUUAGUGGGUAUGACAAGAAAGGCUAUUCAGAGAAAGCACUGUCAAUUUUCGUUGAGAAGAUGAAGACUGGUGAUUUCAUUCCUCAUCAGAUUACUCUGGUUAGUGUUGUCUCUGCUUGUACUAAAUUAAUGAACAAGAACAUGGGGAGAAGUGUUCAUGGAUUUGUAACUAGGAUGGGAUUCGAUACUGUUUUAUCUUUGGACAAUUCGUUGUUGAAUUUCUAUGGUAAGAUUGGAGCUGUUGAAGCUUCUGUUAAUCUGUUCAGAACGAUGAACAACGAAAGAGAUGUGGUCUCUUGGAGUACUAUGAUUAGUUCUUAUGCUCAUAAUGGAUUAUCCACUGAAGCAAUAGAUAGUUUUAACAAGAUGGUUUAUGAGAAUGUUGAGCCAAAUGCAAUUACUCUAAUUCACGUCCUAAAAGCAUGUGAAGAUACUUCUGAUCUAGAUCAAGGAAAGAAGAUUCACGAAUACGUUGUUCGUAAAGGGUUUGAAUCCGAUCCUUCGGUUUCCACUUCUUUAAUGUACUUCUACAUGAAAUGUGGUUCCAUUGAGAUCGCAGUUGAUGUGUUCGAUAGAAUGCCUAGGAAAGACGUAGUUUCGUGGAUAGCUUUCUUGAGUGGAUACGUUAAAAUUGGAAUGGCCCAUGAAGGCAUUAGCGUUUUCAAGAGAAUGUUACGAAGUGGAAUCAAACCUGAUCCGAUCGCCAUGGUGAAAUUCUUAUCAGCUUCUGCCGAAUCUGGGAACCUUAUUGAAGCUUGUUCUCUUCACGACUAUUUGGUUAAAGGAGGAUUCGAAGAAAAUGUUUUCGUUCAAUCUUCACUCAUCGAACUUUACUCGAAAUGCGGUGAGCUACAUUUUUCCAUGAGCGUAUUCGAAAGAGCAAAGAUUAAAGAUGUCUUCUUAUGGAGCUCGAUGAUAGCCGGUUAUGGAAUCCACGGCAGAGCCAAAGAAGCGGUUGAAUUAUUCAACGAGAUGAUAACUUCAGUUAGACCGAACAAGGUGACAUUCCUUUCUAUCCUAUCUGCAUGUAGCCAUGCAGGUUUAGUCAAAGAAGGGAUUCGUUUUUUCGAAAUGAUGGUUAAUGAUUACAAACUCUACCCUGAAUCGGCACAUUUUGGAAUUCUCGUCGAUUUGGUUAGCCGAAAUGGGGAAAUUGAUAAGGCGGUUGAGAUUAUUAACCGAAUGCCAAUCCAAGCAGGGGCUAAUGUAUGGGGGGCUUUGCUUGGGGCGUGUAGAAUUCAUGGGAAUGUGGAGAUAGGAGAGCUUGCGAUUAGGGAACUAUCGCGGUUAGACCCUGACCAUGCGGGUUACCAUAUUUUGCUUUCGAACAUGUAUUUUGUCGAGGGGAAAUGGGAAUUGGGAGCGAGUAUUAGAAAUGCGGUGAAAACAAAAAGGUUGAAGAAGACGACGGCGCAAAGUGUUAUCGGGAUUGGGAAUGAAAUUCAUAGUUUUGUAGCGGAUGAUAAUAUGCAUCCUUUUUGUAAUCAAAUUUAUAGUUUGUUGGGGAAUAUGUGGGGGGAAAUGAAUCAGGAAUGUUAUGUUUCUCAUAUGAACAACUCUUUGGUAUAUCAGGCUGAGGAAAUUUUGUAGAAUUACUUUCAAAUAUAAUCUAAUUUAUCUCCUUUUUAAA
Molecule: messenger RNA, 2150 nt
Organism: Impatiens glandulifera
Lineage: Eukaryota; Viridiplantae; Streptophyta; Magnoliopsida; Ericales; Balsaminaceae
Product: putative pentatricopeptide repeat-containing protein At3g01580
Exons: 1
Coding region: 146-2110 (654 amino acids)
Biological process (GO): RNA modification
Molecular function (GO): RNA binding; protein binding
Source: RefSeq, a predicted model, not a curated record